Paramuricea clavata is the source of this 525-nucleotide messenger RNA. Lineage: Eukaryota; Metazoa; Cnidaria; Anthozoa; Malacalcyonacea; Plexauridae. The record is from the annotation of a GenBank genome assembly.
AUGGAAACUCACGGGGGAGGCUGGACCUUGGUUUACAGCUACACCUUUACAAAUUACGACAAUUUUAAUUCACCAAGCAAUGCCGUAACCCCCCGUCCAACCUGGCCUGGCGAUAGGCUCAAUGUCCCAAUCUCAACCACUCCUCCACUCAGUGAGUCAUCUCUUGGGGCUCUAGACUGGAAUCUUUGGAAGAACAUUGGAAACGAGUUCAUGGUCAAGUCAAACAUUAAUGAUUGGCUUGUUUGUCAACCAGAUGGUGGAAGUAUGGUCACAGACACACGUGGGUCAAUCACAUGUCAGAAUAUAAAGAACGUGGCAACAGCUUGUAGUGGCGCGGUACCAUACCUAAUUCAAUGGUCCCGUCUUGGACCGAUAUUGAGAGCCUCCAGUACAUAUUAUUUCUUUGAUGGAUCCACAGAUGGUUUCACCCCAAUAAACAAUCCUUGUGGGAUAGUGAAAGAUGGUACAGACUCACAUCACAAGAAAGGAGUUUCCAACCCUGGUGGACAAAUCUAUAUUCGCUAG